Harpegnathos saltator (Jerdon's jumping ant) is the source of this 2120-nucleotide messenger RNA. RefSeq names its product odorant receptor 82a-like. Gene Ontology annotation, molecular function: odorant binding; olfactory receptor activity. Gene Ontology annotation, cellular component: plasma membrane. The transcript has 4 exons. Lineage: Eukaryota; Metazoa; Arthropoda; Insecta; Hymenoptera; Formicidae. The coding region runs from base 846 to 2099 and encodes 417 amino acids. Gene Ontology annotation, biological process: sensory perception of smell; detection of chemical stimulus involved in sensory perception of smell. The record is from RefSeq and is a predicted model, not a curated record.
UUAAGCAACUCACAAAAUAUUACCUCUUAUCUUUUUAUUAAUAAUAUUAAUUUUACCGUUUAAUGCCUCGAGUCCGAAGACUCGUAUGAAAGAAUAAUGAUCUCUAGCUGAUGCUGCAGCAUGCCAAGUUCAGCCGCGAUGAGCGCGUUAUUCAUGCAGCUCCGUGCAAAUUCCUUUUCGUCAUAGCUAGGUCAUUGAAGAUUGCGACUAUAGUAUCGAUAGCAUGACCAUCAUUAUGUAACAGAUAAUAAUCUAAUUGCAAACCUGAAAGCAGUUACAUAAGGAGCCGUUUAUAUUUGUUGCAAGUACCCUCCUCUAUGAGACAGUUGAUUAUUUCGGUAUAACGGCCAGCUUUAUUCCUGUAUUGAUUAGAACAAAGUUUCACCUUUUCUUCCGGAAUCGGUCGAUAUAAAUACGGGUCAUUGCUCCGUUUCGUUUGUCCUGACAGUAUGUUGAGUGAAUCAUGGAAGCGUUUAAAGCAGGAAUAUCAAGUCUUCCAGGAAAGUUACGGUUAUAUCCGAACCAAAAAAUCCAUAGCGACUAGUAAGUUUGAAUGAUAUAAUUGUGCGCGAAACCUCGGCGCAGUAGAAAGUAAGAAAGGAAAAAAAAUGCAUUGCAUGGUGAGGUGACAUUUAACUGUUGCUCUCAUUAUCUCGCUACGAUGAACUCACCACGAUGUCAAAUCACUGCCACUGUACAUAUCGAUCGCUCAACAGCCGGUUGUGCAUCGUGUACAAAAGUCUACUCGGUAUACAACGCGCACGCGUUGACUAUCAGCUCGCAUGAGUCUCGAAUAGCCCCCACGCGACUGUUCUCAAUCGUGCCCGCGCAUUUGCGAAACAAACAUGAAGAGCGUUUCGAGAGAGCGAUCUUGGAUCGCGCUGAGCUAUAUGGAGGACAACGAGUAUAGUAUACAGCCGAUUCGUUGGUUGCUGAAGCCGAUAAGUGUCUGGCCCGUGGCGGACUCGUCGAUCAAGGAAAGAAUCUUAUCGGACAUUUUGCUGAUAACGUGCGUCUUUUUGAUCGUCGGUACCAUGGUGCCGUGCGCGUUGGCCAUCUUCUUGGACGAGACCACGGAUAUGGAGACGAAAGUGCGUGAGUUUGGACCCCUCAGCAACUGGAUGUUGGCGAGUCUCAAGUACUGCUCGUUGCUGGCGCACGUCGGCGACAUACGACGGUGCAUCGAGCACGUUGAGACCGAUUGGAAGAUCGUGACGAAGACCGUGGAUCGAGAAGUGAUGCUGAAGAACGCCAGGAUCGGUCGCUUUAUCGCGUUCUUCUCUGCCACAUUUAUGCACAGCGGCGUCUUCUCCUACAGCAUUUUCAGGGUACUGACGAGGGAGGACUCCGUUGCGAAAGAUAACACGUCGGUGCACGCGCUACCCUUCGCGUUCUACGACAAAAUCGUGGAUACCACGAUGAGUCCGGCGUAUGAGUUGGUGUUUGCGAUGCAGUGUCUGUCUACGUUUGUGGUGAACUCUGUGGGUAUAGCCACAUGCAGUCUCACCGCUGUUUUCGUCAUGCACGCCUGUGGUCAACUGAAGAUUCUCAUGUCCUUCUUGGUCAAUCUGACGGAUAAGGAGAACGAGAAAAAAAACUCCAUGAAACAGAAGUUCGCUGUUAUUGUGAAUUAUCAUUUGAGAGUACUGAGUCUUGUGUCUCGCCUAGAGAAAAUUACGAAUAUCACUUGUCUCGUGGAAAUAGUAGGGUGUUCGUUACAAAUGUGUCUCUUGGGCUAUUACUGUAUUAUGGAAUGGAAUCAAGGCGACAAACAAAAUAUAGUGACGUAUUGUAUAAUAUUGGUUUCGGUCACUUUCAACAUCUUUAUAUUUUGUUACAUCGGAGAAAUUCUUUCCGAGCAGUGCGGCCAAGUCGGCGAAACCGCCUACAUGACAGAUUGGUAUGUUUUACCUGGAAACACAGCUGUCGGUCUUGUUCUGAUAAUUUUGAGAUCUAGUAUCAUAGUCAAAAUCACGGGUGGAAAAAUGAUUGAGCUCUCUCUCUCUACUUUCGGUGAUGUAAGUAUUUGGAAGAACAUGUUUAUUGAUUUGUCAAAUUUGGAGUUUGCACAGAUGACAUUUUAUACAUUAGAUAUGUAAGAGCACAUAUGCUAAACAUGU